GGUCCGGCCCGCCGUGGCGCCUCGUCGCUGCUCGGCCCCGAAGGCUUCUUCCUUGGCAAGAUGGGAUUCCGGGAGGCGGUGGCGGCCGGAGACGUGGAUUUGCCUCAGGUGCGGGAGGAGCUCGAGGCCCAACUAAGCUGCUUCCGAGAGCUGAUGGGCAGGGCCCCCACGCACGUGGAUGGCCACCAGCACGUGCACGUGCUCCCAGGCGUGUGCCAGGUGUUCGCCGAGGCGCUGCAGGCCUAUGGGGUGCGCUUUACGCGACUGCCGCUGGAGCGCGGUGUGGGUGGCUGCACUUGGCUGGAGGCCCCCGCGCGCGCCUUCGCCUGCGCCGUGGAGCGCGACGCCCGGGCCGCCGUGGGCCCCUUCUCCCGCCACGGCCUGCGGUGGACAGACGCCUUCGUGGGUCUGAGCACUUGCGGCCGGCACAUGUCCGCUCACCGCGUGUCCGGGGCCCUGGCGCGGGUCCUGGAAGGUACCCUAGCGGGCCACACCCUGACAGCCGAGCUGAUGGCGCACCCCGGCUACCCCAGUGUGCCUCCCACCGGCGGCUGCGGUGAAGGCCCCGACGCUUUCUCUUGCUCUUGGGAGCGGCUGCAUGAGCUGCGCGUCCUCACCGCGCCCACGCUGCGGACCCGGCUUGCCCAGGAUGGCGUGCAGCUUUGCGCCCUCGACGACCUGGACUCCAAGAGGCCAGGGGAGGAGGUCCCCUGUGAGGCCACUCUGGAACCCUUCCUGGAACCCUCCCUACUCUGACCCGCUACCGACAACCAAGCACUAAUCCCCUUACUACCAAGCAAGGGGAGCCAGGAUUUAGUCCUGGCCCAGCCCAGAACCGGUCCCUGGAGCAGGGUCUGUUGACUUCCCUGGGUAGGACACUGCCACGUCUGGGCCCAGGUCCUCAUGGCUCCAAAUGGUAUCUAGAGUUUGAGCAGCCUUCUUGGCUGCAGGCGGGUCCAUCCUGUGGCAGCGGGCUAGGGCCCGCAGAGCAUUUGGUGCCCCUCCAUGCUGCAGUGCAAACACCUUCACCACUGGGGCAGUGGGGAAAGAUGGCUAUAUUAAUAAAAUAACGUGUGUCUUUCAAA
Mandrillus leucophaeus (drill) is the source of this 1085-nucleotide messenger RNA. RefSeq names its product YdjC homolog (bacterial) (gene YDJC). Gene Ontology annotation, biological process: carbohydrate metabolic process. The record is from RefSeq and is a predicted model, not a curated record. Gene Ontology annotation, molecular function: deacetylase activity. Lineage: Eukaryota; Metazoa; Chordata; Mammalia; Primates; Cercopithecidae. The transcript has 4 exons. The annotation marks the transcript as partial.